AUGAUUCGACACAUAGUGGUCAAGUUACAGUGGUAUUAUACUAUAUGUUGAUGAAUUAUAUUAAAUUUAAAUCCGACCAUAAUACACAAUGAAUUUGAGUUCAGUUUUUUUGAUUUUGGCAAUCGGUUUUACCGUUGCAUGUGGAUUAGACUUGUCCAGACGUGAUGGUAUUUAUCCAAAUUUAGCAAGAAGAAGUGAUAUAAUAAUGUCACCAGAUUAUUUAGCUAAGAUUCUAAUGGAACAAAGGGAUUUAAUGAAACGAGAUAGAACAGUAAAAUAUAUGACGAUCCCACAAAUACCGGAAGUAAAUCUUGUUGAUCAAGCCAUUAAUUCAGAUACUGUACCAUCGUUAGUUAAACGAUGUGUUUGUAACAAAAAAUGUACGUGCUCUGAUUCACAAACAAAUGUAGAAAAUCGUGAAGUUGGGGAAACAGAAAUGAUGGAAUCUUCAUCUAGCUCAUCACAAAGCGAAACAAAUGAAAUGAAUUCAGAAAAAAAGGAAUCUUCAUAUUACUCAUCACAAAAUGGAUCUGACGAAACAGGAACUAUGGAUUCGGGUAAACAAUGUAUGUACUCUGAUUCAAAAACAAAUGUAGAAAACCGCGAGGCUGGGAAAACAGAAAAAAAUAAAUCUUCAUCUUGCUCAUCACGCAGUGAAACUGAUGGAAUGAAAUCAGAAAAAAAUAAAUCGUCAUAUUGCUCGUCCCGCAGUGGAUCUGAUGAAAAUGGAAAAAAAGAUUCGAAAUCAGAAAAAAAGAAAUCCUCAUCUCGCUCAUUAGACAGUGAAUCUGACGAAAAGGGAAAAAAGGAUUGGAAAUCAGAAGAAAAGAAAUCUUGUUCUUGCUCAUCGGACAAUGGAUCUGACGAAAAUGGAAGAAAGGAUUCGAAAUCGGAAAAUAAGAAAUCUUGUUCUUGCUCAUCGAACAAUGAAUCUGACGAAAAGGAAAAAAAGGGUUCGAAAUCGAAUAAGAAGAAAUCUUGUUCUUGCUCAUCGGACAAUGGAUCUGACGAAAGGGGAAAAAAGGAUUCGAAAUCGGAAAAUAAGAAAUCUUGUUCUUGCUCAUCGGACAAUGAAUCUGACGAAAAGGAAAAAAAGGAUUCGAAAUCGAAAAAGAAGAAAUCUUGUUCUUGCUCAUCGGACAAUGGAUCUGACGAAAGGGGAAAAAAGGAUUCGAAAUCAGAAAAAAAGAAUUCUUGUUCUUGCUCAUCGGACAAUGGAUCUGGCGAAAAGGGAAAAAAGGAUUCGAAAUCAGAAAAAAAGAAAUCUUCAUCUUGCUCAUCUGACAGUGGAUCGAAAGAAAAGGGAAAGAAGGAUUCGAAAUCAGAAAAAAAUAAAUCUUCAUCUUGCUCUCCAGAUGAUGGAUCAGAUGAAAAGGGAAAAAAGGAUUCGAAAUCAGAAAAAAAGAAAUCCUCAUCUCGCUCAUUAGACAAUGAAUCUGACGAAAAGGAAAAAAAGGAUUCGAAAUCAGAAAAAAAGAAAUCUUCAUCUUGCUCAUCAGACGAUGGAUUUGACGAAAAGGGAAAAAAGGAUUCGAAAUCAGAAAAAAAGAAAUCUUCAUCUUGCUCAUCAAACAAUGGAUCUGAUGAAAAGGGAAAAAAGGAUUCGAAAUCAGAAAAAAAAAAAUCUUCAUCUUGCUCAUCAGACAACGAAUAUGAUGAAAAGAAAAAAAAGGAUUCAAAAUCAGAGAAAAAGAAAUCCUCAUCUUGCUCAUCAGAAAAUGGAUCAGACGAAGAGGGAAAAAAGGAUUCUGGUAAGAAAUGCAUGUGUUCUGAUUCAAAAACAAAUGAUGAAAAUCGUGAAGUUGGGAAACAAGAAAAAAAUAAAUCUUCAUCUUGCUCACCGCACAGUGGAUCUGAAAAAAUGGGAAAAAAGGAUUCGAAAUCAGAAAAAAAGAAAUCUUCAUCUUGUUCAUCACGCAGUGGAAAUAAUGAAAUGCGCUCUAAUUCAGACUCAGAAGAAGAAAACGAUCAAAUGAAGAGUGUUGGCCGAAGUUAUUCCGAGUUGAAAUCGAACGAAAAAAACCGUGAAAUGAAGAAAAAAGAAAACAAUAAAAACUCAUCUGCAUUGACACGUAGUGAAAGUGGUGUAUCUGGAAUACGCAAAUCGAAUAAUCAACAAAAUAAUUAUUCUGAGACGGAUACUGACGAUCAAGACAAUAAAUUAAUGUUAAAUGAAAAAAACAAAUCUUCAUCUUCAUUAUCACACGGCGGAAGCGGUCAAAAUGGAAUAAACAAAUCGGUUAACCAAUAUAGUACGUUUGAAUCAGAAAUAAAUGAUGAAACUAGGCAAACGAUGGAUAGGAAAAAUAACAAAUCGUUGUCAUCUUCAAUGACACGUGGCCAAACUAGUAAUAAUGGAAAAAACAUGUCGGGUGGCCAAUAUAGUACAUAUGAAUCAGAAACAGAUGAUGCAAUUAGGCAAACGAUGGACAGGAAAAAUAAUAAAUCGUCAUCUUCAAUGACGCGUUAUGGGAGUGGUAACGAAGAAAUAAAUAAUACGUUAAAUAGAAAAGGUGGUACUUCAUCUUCAUCGUCACGCUGUGGAUGUGACAAAAAUGCAGUAAACCAAUCGGGGUUAGAAUAUAGUAGCUCUGAAUCAGAAGUAGAUGAAGAAAUGACAGAAUUAAUGAAGAAGCAACAAAAUGAAUCAUCUUUGACUUCGUCGUCAGGUUAUCAACGAAGCAUUGCAAAGUCAAAUUCUGCACGUGGAGAAUCAAACAAAAUUAUGAAAAAUGAAAAAUCCUCGGCGUCUUUAUCGUACAGCCAAGGAGGUAAAAAUGCAAUGGAAAAAGCGAAAAUGGAACAAUCGAAAUCUUCUUCUACUCGCAUCUCAGAAGGUAAAAAGGAAAUGAACAUAGCGAACCGAAAAUCAGAAUCGAAUCAGAUUGAGCGCAAUUUGAAUUAUAGCAAAAAUGAUAGUCAAGAAGAAGAGGAAGACUACUCCAAAUGCGACUGUCAAUAAAUUACUGUAAAGUGCAGUAGUGUCUAAUAUUAUAAUAUUAUGUUGCUAUUGUCUAUAUUGAGUAUUAUAUUUGUCAGUAUCUUAUAAGAGUCAAUAAAAUUUUAAAUACAAUUUAUCGUAAUCUAAACUAA
Molecule: messenger RNA, 3093 nt
Organism: Acyrthosiphon pisum (pea aphid)
Lineage: Eukaryota; Metazoa; Arthropoda; Insecta; Hemiptera; Aphididae
Product: dentin sialophosphoprotein
Exons: 42
Coding region: 89-2962 (957 amino acids)
Source: RefSeq, a predicted model, not a curated record